Molecule: messenger RNA, 3585 nt
Organism: Polyodon spathula (Mississippi paddlefish)
Lineage: Eukaryota; Metazoa; Chordata; Actinopteri; Acipenseriformes; Polyodontidae
Product: metastasis-associated in colon cancer protein 1-like
Exons: 5
Coding region: 130-2703 (857 amino acids)
Cellular component (GO): cytoplasm
Molecular function (GO): protein binding
Source: RefSeq, a predicted model, not a curated record
AAGGUGUGUUCGCUACCUGACACUCCUUGUAGAUACAAUAGAAAGUUAUUUCAUGUACAGUAUUUGCUGACAAUGUACAGCGAUUUUGCCUAAGAACAUUUUGUGUGGGUUGUGGAUGUGGUGGUAACAAUGGCUGCUGUUAGAAGUCAUUCAUUUCGCACUGGAGGUUUGGCCCGGACCAUAUCUGAAGGGAUAUUGAUUGAUUUGGAUGAUGAAGAACCAUUCAGCAACAACAUUUUGAAAGGAAGUAAUGUUGAUGGGUCUCAGUCAGGAAAUCAUUUAGACUGGCUUAUUUUAAAUGCCGAUGAUAAGCCUGCCACCCAGAGCUCCAACCCAUUUUGGAAUGGACUGUCAGAGUCAAAUCCGUUCCUGGAUGAUAUUGUCCAUACAGGUGAAAAUCAGAAAGCAAAUGCAAAUGUGUCUAUAUUGAAAGAGGAUCCCUCUGCAAUAUUUGGUGAUGACAAAACAGAGUCAUUCUGCUCUUCAUCUGAUGAAAUGGAUGUUAAUCAUCUGCUGAAUUUUCAAACAACCAAUUCAAAGUCUGGAAGGUGUAAAAGCACUUCCGAUCUCUUGGAUAUCCGAAACGAAAAAGAACCCCCUAAACAAAACAAUGUUACUGCAAGCCAGUUUUUGACUCCAGAUUUUGAGUGGCUUCAGAAUGACAAAGAAGCAUACAAAAUGGCGUGGCUGAGCCACAGGCAACUCACUAGAUCAUGCCUUGAUUUGGGCGUGAUAAGUAAGAGCCCUGGUUGGGCUCAGACCCAGGCUGCAGAGACACACGUGGUCUGUAAGGUUGACUGUAAUGGAGGGUCUGUACAGUUACCUGACUCUGAUAUCAGCGCCCAUAUACCUCACGGCCAUGUUGCACCAGGAGAAACUCAGGAACUUGCCUUAAAGGCUGUUCUUGACCCACCGCAAGGACUAAACAAUGACUAUUCAACAACAGUGAGCCCCCUUUUGGAAGUCAGAGUCAGCAACCUCAGCACAAAGGAAUAUAUUUCAUUAGAGAUGAAAAUUGCUGCUGAGAUCAGGAAUGACCCAAUGAGCCAAGUCAUGACUGAAAUUGUCUGUCUGUGUGGCCAAAAAAAAGAAGGACCCUAUAAAAAGAUGCAGAACUGUUACAUUUAUAAAGACACGUUACAAGUGAAGUUGGAAACAUUAAGCCCACGUAUGUAUAUUAUCGCAGCAGCAAAAGCAAAAUGUCUUCAGCCUCCAGCUUCGUCAGUUUGGGAUUACAUUUCUAAACAAAUCACAAUUGGAGUUUAUGGUCCAAAGCACAUCCACCCAUCUUUUACAGCAGUGUGCGCAGUUUUCAAUCAUAAUCAGAUACCGGAACAACUUGCCGUCUCAGAUAUGAAAAAGGCCCACAAAAAUUUGCCACCAGUUGUGCUGCAGCUUUGGGGGAAGAAUCAGUUCCAUCUUCAAAAACUGCAAGAUCUGCAGAUUGAAGCUUUUCCGCUUGAUUCUAAAUUUGAAGUCAAAGCCACAGAGCAAAUUAAACGGAUAAAACUUGUGCAGUUAAAAAUGGGCAGAGUGCUCCGGCCCCAGUUUCCAUUGUCUAUGGCUAGCACAGGAGAACAUUGCUCCUUUAACCUGUCAAUCCGAGUUAAAGAUUUAAACCAUGACAUUUUGUCGCAGUUCAGAGUGAAAACCCCUGGUGCUGCACCAAAAUCUGCUGACAAUUACCAAAAAAGACGAAAGGAGGUUGGACGAUCUGCUCCUAUACCUGAGACAGCAGUUUUAAAAUGCCCUAAGUUUCAGGAUAGGGCAGUUAAGAUAUCGCGCUAUGGGGUUGCCUUGAAAUCCGUGCUUAGGCAGCCAAAGAUUGAAUACCUGUUGGAGUAUUUCAAAGGAGAUACAAUUGCACUUCUUGGAUUAGAAAAGGUGAAAGCAAUAGGAGUAGCCAAAGUGAAAGAGUGGUACAUUGGGUUUCUGCGAGGAAAGGUUGGUCUGGUGCAUUGUAAAAACGUCAGGGUAAUUUCGAAAGAUCAAGUCGUUGACUUUACUGACGUGACACUCAGCACCAGAGUUCUCCUUGAUCAAAUCGUACUUCCAUUUAAGAAGCUGACGUAUAUGUACUCUGCAAUUCAGACUCUGUGUACUGAGCAAAUCCCCAGUUGGAAGGCCUUUGCUGAAGCACUUGGGUAUCCUUGUUUGUCGCUUGAAGACAUUAGCAGAACUCAGGCACAAAGUGAAGCAGACAAAGUGGCAUGCGUUCUAGAGAAGUUGAAGGAAGACUGUUAUUCAGAUAAAAGCAAUAGGAAAUUCCAGCAUGAGCUUUUAACUGCACUUUUCAAGAUAGAUUGUCAAGGCCUUGUUGCGCGUCUUACUCAAAACACGGUCAUCCUGACAACUGCUGUAGAGCUUGGAAUCCGAUGGAGGGAGCUUGCUGAAAAAGCAGCAAGACUAACGAAAGCUCAGAUUGAUGGUUACGAAGCACCUCACAAGGGAAAGAAUGGAGAAGUUGCCUCUGAGGCAAUGUGGAAACCUGCUUACGACUUUAUGUAUACGUGGAGCGCACAUUAUGGAGAUGUGUACAGCGAUAUGUUACAAGAUCUGCACUUGGCAUUAGACAAAAUGAAAAGCCCAGUCACCAGGCAAUGGAGACAGCUCACAGGAGUGCUUAUUUUAGUGAACUGCAUGGAUAUACUUAGGGCUAAUGCUUUCCACACAACCGAUGAGGAGCUGAAAUAUGUCCAAUAAACACACCCUUCCCUUCUUGUAGGGUGGUGUACAGUAGGCUAGGGUUAUUACAAUUGAUAGCUUAUUCUUUUUUGGUAAGGGAUUUGAGAGAAAUAAACUUCAAAUGGUGUUUGGGAGGGGAACAAGUAUGUAUUAAAAAUAGCAUUUUUUUUCUCUUUAUAGAGGUGAUAACUGUUAAUGCACUCACUGAUUUGAUCAAAUAUAUUAAAAUGCUAUUUUUGUUUUGCUUUGACCUUUUAUGAUUUUUGCAGAUCUUCAGUAUGGCUCUGAUGUAAUGUUAAUUUGAACUACUGUACAAAAACUUGGUCUUAUUUAGUCCUAUUUUAGUCCUGCUAUUAAUAAUAUUAUACUGUGAGAAGUUGCUACUCUCAAUGUAGUUAGCUACUUCGUUCGCCAAGUCUCCUCCCACUAGUACUAGAAAGCUUACAUUACUGAAAAAAAACUUGUCUAUUAAAUACAGUGUUCUAGGUUGUAGUGAAGCUGAUCAUUUACAGUAAUAUAUAUUGUAUGCUCUUGAUGUAUGAAAUUGACAAGUACCAUGGAAUCAAUCACCACCACAGUUGCGACUCUGUCAAGACGCAAGAGAAAACGCUUGUAUAUGGUGUUCAUGCGAGAAAGGGAAAAGGGCUCUCCGAUUGCAGGACCAGCACUCAAAGAGAAAGCAUUGUUAUUCCAUAGUCCACUAAAUCCAGAGUACAUGUUUUAAAGCUAGUGAUGGAUGGAUGUGCAGAUUUUUUAAAAACAUGGCAUCGGGCGGCUUUGCUUAGCAGGGGGAAAAAACAGAGUUAGAGCCAUUUAGUCAGAAAAUACUUCAGUGUAAUACUAAGGAAACACGGUGUUUGGGGCUAUGCUAAUGUGUAAAUAAACCUUUAUGGUACAAUA